UUUUGACAUUUCACCGGAACCGGAAGUGAGUGUGUAGAUAAAAAAUGGCAGACGAUCAGGAUGAAGGAGAUAAACUGCAGAUGAAAACAAGUAGUUCUAUUCAGCAGAUGCUGACUUCCAUCAUUCAGGAACGAUGUAAAGACGUUGUCAAGUUCACAUCAGACGGAGAGUUUGAGUUAGUUCCCAGCACGGUGAAUGAUUUCUGGACCAGUCUAUUCACAAAAUACUUCCUCAGUGGCUCAGUAUCAACAGAUGACACCCGAGAUGACAUGUUGUUUUAUGUCAGAAAGACUCCAAACCCAAAGGGGAAGUUUUACAUAAAGACAGAGAUCGAAGUGUAUCGGAGAGCCUCUAAGAAUGUUCCGUCCCUUGAGGACAAAACCAUAAACUGGGAAGAAACUGUAUACCUCAAUAUAAUCCUACACCAGUUUGAGUACACUGUGACAUGUGCAGUCUGUACAAGAACGAGUGAAAGUAAUCUUCAGAUCCUGAAAAAAUUUUCACAGAGAGUUUAUCCGUCCCCAAGUAGACGAAGAAUGGACAGCAAAGGUACUGAGGAAGAAAUGACAUACCCUAAUAUAUUCUUCACCGUGGACAAUUUUGAAGAGGCGUUUGGAGACAUCAUUGUACGAGACAGUGAGAUGGUAUGUGUUGAGCUCACAGCAGCUGACAGAAGGGGCACUCUUCAAGGAGUUAUCUUUCUUGGUUCAAUACGAUAUGAAGCCCUGAAAAAGGUGUACGAUGCUCGAGCGAGCUUGACAUCAAAGAUGGUACAGACCAUGUCUUUGGGAUGGAUCAAAAACCAUAAACGUGUGGAGUUUGUGAGGAUGCGGGGGCCACAGAGUAAAGGCCAUGCUGAGGUGGCAGUCAGUCGGGUGGAAGGCUCAGGACCAGAAACGCCAGAUUUGGAGAAUUUUCCUGUAGAGGACUUUGAUGGUCAAGAAAGUGACCAACAACAGCAAAACCAGUACACCCAGCGGAGAAUGAGUGAUCCCAGCUCCUCGCUCGGCUCACUGGUGCGUGGCGGGAUUCGAAGGAUGAGCAUGAAGAAGUCACGGUCAGAGACGGAGAGAGUUGACCAUACACUGGAUGUGGACGGGUGUCAUGAGGUCGAGGCUGGCACCAUUCAGGAAGAACUAAAAAACAAAGAGCAAUAUGAUGGAUUUCUCGGGAAAAGUUUUGGACAAGCCUGGCACAUAUUUAAGGAAAGAAAAAGAGCAAACAGUGUGGCUCUCAACUCUUACCUAACUUACAUUACACUACCAUGGCACCGGAUAGUCGCAGAUGUUUUGGAUAAUCGUCAAAAGCCUGCCUUGCUUUUCUGACAAAUAGGAGACGUGGUUGAAACACGUCGUACAAAGAUGACCAAUGCAAUUAGUGUGACCGGCACAGUUAACGUAUGAAGAUGACCAGUCCGAAGUAAUGGUUUGAAGUUACAAGGGAGAUUGCCAGUACAGUUAAAAUACAUGUAUGAGGAUGACUGGUACAGAGCAUAUCACUAUUUAGCAUAUGAGGAUUGCCAGUAUGGUUGAUGUGGUAAUCAAUAUACAGUCUAUUGAUGUCAGGUAGAAGUAAAAUGUAUUGUUCUGGUAUCUACAGUUGGUAUGUGAAUCAGUGAUAACAGCAGAAAUGUGAAUCCCUAAAGUCAGUAAGUGAAUUAAUGAUGGCAUUUGUAUGUGAAUCCCUAAAGUCAGUAAAUUAAUUAUGGCAUUUGUAUGUGAAUCCCUAAAGUCAGUAAAUUAAUGAUGGCAUUUGUAUGUGAAUCAAUGGAAACAGCUGAUAUGUGAAUCACAGGAGACAGCCAGUAAGUGAAUUAAUGAUGGCAUUUGUAUGUGAAUCCCUGAAGUCAGUAAAUUAAUGAUGGCAGUUGUAUUUGAAUUAGGUAGUUGUAACAGCUGAGAUGUGAAUCCCUAAAGUCAGUCAGUAAGUAAAUUAAUGAUGGCAGUUGUAUGUGAAUCUGUAGAGUCAUCCAGUAAGUAAAUAAGUGGUGACAGCUGAGAUGUGAAUCAGUAUUAGCAUCAUGUGCUUACAUUAUGUGAAUCAGUGGUGAAAACUGUUAUGUGAAUCAGUAUUGUGGUGACAGUCAGUAUAUGUAUCCUUGGUGAAAGCUGGUACAGGUAUGUGAAUCAGUGAGCACAGCUGGUAUAUGUGAAUCGGUGAUGACAGCUGAAAUGUGAAUCGGUGAUGACAGCUGGAAUGUGAAUCAGUGAUGACAGCUGGUAUGUGAAUCAGUGAUGACAGCUGGUAUGUGAAUCAGUGAUGACAGCUGGUAUGUGAAUCAGUGAUGACAGCUGGAAUGUGAAUCAGUGAUGACAGCUGGAAUGUGAAUCAGUGAUGACAGCUGGUAUGUGAAUCAGUGUGCACAGCUGGUAUGUGAAUCAGUGUGCACAGCUGGUAAAUGUGAAUCAGUGAUGACAGCUGGUAUGUGAACCAAAAGGCAUUUAUAUAUGCUGUGCAUACAUGAACCAGGGAAAUAUUAUUCAGAUAUAAAUCUAAUAAAUCUAAGUACAGUAUUAAGACGGAUUCAGAAAUACAUGACAUUGUAGUUUCAAUGGCCUUGUUCAAUGUACUUGGAAAUUACCUAUUAAUUUGUGGCCUGAUUAUCUUGACAGAGUUUAUAUAACAUUAUGACCACAGUUCUGGUAUAGGUACAACACACAAUCAAUAUCA
This is a messenger RNA of Pecten maximus, 2670 nucleotides long. RefSeq lists its product as uncharacterized. Lineage: Eukaryota; Metazoa; Mollusca; Bivalvia; Pectinida; Pectinidae. The record is from RefSeq and is a predicted model, not a curated record. The transcript has 10 exons. The coding region runs from base 45 to 1325 and encodes 426 amino acids.